AUGCUAUACAGCCAAAACCUGCCAUGGCGGCCUGCGCUUCGGAAUGUAUACAGGAUCACAUCACAGCAUAGCAGGACUGGUGCUCUGCGGCCGUACUCGGGCGGCAGGAAGCUGUCACUUAAUGGGUCGCAGUUGACGGCCUCGCGGAGGCACGCCGUACCCCUCGUGAGCCGAGGUUCUACGUCGACAUUCACAACCUUCUCCCGUCUCCUCAAGGACUCCUCAGACGACUCGAAAGAUAUAUCUCCCGAAGAGAUUGCCGCUCGGGCAGCUAAGGAGAAGGCGGAGCUAGAACGGAAAAAGGAGCGCGAAGAUGUGGCGGAGACAAAGUCCAAAGGCUCCGAUUCCUCACCGACCGCUGGCGCAUCAGGGGCAGGGCCAGUAGAUGGGAAGGGCAGCAGUGCGACUAGCGGCGGUGGCGAGCAAUCCGGAAGCGAUGGCGGCCGCAGGGGUCGCAAGUCUGCGAACGAACGAGCUCUACAAAAACCGACGGUUCCCGAAAUAUACCCCCAGGUUAUGGCGAUUCCGAUUGCCAAGAGGCCGCUAUUCCCUGGGUUCUACAAGGCAGUCACUAUAAGGGACCCGAAUGUCGCUGCGGCAAUUCAAGAGAUGAUAAAGCGGGGACAACCAUAUAUCGGUGCAUUCCUCUUCAAAGAUGAAAACGCGGACAAGGACAUUAUCGAGAACAUGGAUGAUGUGCACGACGUUGGAGUCUUUGCCCAGAUCACCAGCGCAUUCCCUGUCCAUGGCGAGCCCGAUGCCCUGACGGCGGUUCUGUACCCACACCGAAGGAUUAGAAUAUCAGACCUGGUAACGCCAAAUCGGCCAGGUACUGAUGCAAAGGCCGCUGGAGAGCAACCUGCAGUUACUGAACCUAUUAUUCCCGAUGUUAUACCAACAAAUCCAGAGACGGCCGCCGAACCUUCCCAGAAGAAAGGCGACGCCAUAGCGAGCUUCGAGGAGAUCCCCCCUGAGGCGAAGUCCGUCGACGAAUCUGCAGUUCAGUACGAGCCAACCGCAUUCCUACGAAAGUACCCGGUCAGCCUGGUCAACGUCGAAAACCUCGUUGAAGAGGCCCACGACUCCAAGAGCCCUAUUAUUCGCGCUGUGACCAACGAGAUCGUCAAUGUAUUCAAGGAGGUUGCAAGUCUCAACAGCUUGUUCCGGGAUCAAAUCUCCACCUUCUCCAUGAGCCAGUCUGCAGGGAAUGUCAUGCAAGAGCCUGCAAAGCUAGCUGAUUUCGCCGCUGCCGUGUCUUCGGGUGAGAUUGCCGAGCUGCAAGACGUGCUCGAGACACUGAACAUCGAGGAGCGCCUGCAGAAGGCCCUUGUCGUGCUCAAGAAGGAGCUAAUGAACGCUCAACUACAGUCUAAAAUCUCCAAGGACGUGGAAAACAAGAUUCAAAAGCGCCAACGGGAAUACUGGCUGAUGGAGCAAAUGAAGGGGAUCAGAAGGGAACUUGGAAUUGAGUCCGACGGGAAAGAUAAGCUCGUCGAGAAGUUCAAGGACAAGGCCUCGAAACUGGCAAUGCCAGAGGCGGUCAAGAAGGUCUUUGACGAAGAGCUUAACAAGUUGGCCCAUCUUGAGCCUGCUGCAUCCGAAUUCAACGUCACAAGAAACUACCUUGAUUGGCUGACCCAAAUUCCUUGGGGUCAACGUAGCGCCGAGAAUUUCAGCAUCAAGAAUGCCAUGACUGUCCUCGAUGAGGACCAUUAUGGCCUGAAGGAUGUGAAAGAUAGAAUUCUAGAGUUCAUUGCCGUUGGCAAGCUUAGAGGGACCGUGGAGGGAAAGAUUCUUUGCUUUGUUGGGCCUCCUGGUGUUGGAAAGACGAGCAUAGGAAAGUCCAUUGCGAGGGCCCUGAACCGGCAAUACUACAGGUUCAGUGUUGGUGGGCUCACAGAUGUUGCUGAGAUCAAGGGUCACAGACGUACAUACGUUGGGGCAUUACCUGGACGCAUAAUCCAGGCACUGAAGAAAUGUCAAACUGAGAACCCAUUGAUAUUAAUCGAUGAGAUCGACAAGAUUGGAAGAGGACAUCAAGGAGAUCCCGCAUCAGCGCUACUGGAGUUACUUGAUCCGGAGCAAAACAGCUCAUUCUUGGAUCACUAUAUGGAUGUACCGGUUGACCUUUCCAAGGUACUCUUUGUAUGCACUGCAAACAUGACUGACACAAUCCCACGCCCGCUACUUGACAGAAUGGAGAUGAUCGAGUUAUCUGGAUACGUCUCCGACGAGAAGAUGGCUAUCGCGCAACGAUACCUCGGCCCUGCUGCCAAGGAGCUUGCAGGCCUGAAGGAUGUUGAUGUCGACCUCAGCAAGGAAGCUAUCGAAGAGCUCAUCAAAUCAUACUGCCGUGAAUCUGGAGUCCGCAACCUGAAGAAGCAGAUCGAGAAAGUGUACCGCAAAUCGGCACUGAAGAUAGUUCAGGAUCUAGGAGAAGAUGUUCUUCCCGAGGCCGAGGCCCUUACUGAGGAGGGCAAGGCAGCCCUGGAGGCUUCUAAGAAGGAUAUAACGGACACAGUGGAAACAUCAGGCAACAUUGAGAAGGAGACAACUGAGGUGCCUCGUGCCAGUCUGGCCGUCCCUGAAAGUGUCCAUGUCACAAUCGACAAAGCGAAUCUUAAGGACUACGUUGGAGCCCCAGUCUUUACAUCGGAUAGACUUUACGAUAUCACACCACCAGGAGUUGCCAUGGGUUUGGCGUGGACACAGAUGGGCGGUGCGGCGUUGUACGUUGAGUCGAUUCUGGAGAGUGCAUUAAAUUCGGAAUCUCGACCUGGGUUGGCCACUACAGGUAACCUGAAGGCCGUCAUGAAAGAGUCCACCACAAUCGCCUACUCGUUUGCCAAAUCAGUUAUGGCGAAGGAGUUCCCAGAAAACCACUUCUUUGAUAAGGCAAAGCUACAUUUACAUUGCCCUGAGGGCGCCGUUCAGAAGGAUGGCCCAUCGGCUGGUAUUACAAUGGCAACUUCCAUGUUGUCCUUGGCCUUGGAUACGUCGCUGGACCCAACGAUUGCCAUGACAGGUGAGCUUACUGUCACUGGAAAGGUACUGAGAAUCGGGGGUCUCCGCGAGAAGACCGUAGCAGCACGCCGGGCUGGAUCGAAGAAGAUUAUAUUCCCUCAUGACAACCUGUCUGACUGGCUGGAACUUCCAGAGAAUAUCAAAGAAGGAAUUGAAGGGCACCCUGCGAAGUGGUACUCUGAUGUCUUUGACCUGGUGUUCCCUGAACUCGACGUUGAGAAAGCGAACAACGUCUGGAAGAAGCAGCUAUCCAAGCCAAAGAAGGAAGAUAACAGCGAAGACUCGGCGGACGAUGAUUGA
Messenger RNA from Pseudogymnoascus destructans, 3324 nucleotides. RefSeq names its product ATP-dependent Lon protease pim1 (gene PIM1). NCBI's taxonomy places the organism in Eukaryota, Fungi, Ascomycota, Leotiomycetes, Thelebolales, Thelebolaceae. Gene Ontology annotation, molecular function: ATP hydrolysis activity; ATP-dependent peptidase activity; single-stranded DNA binding. Gene Ontology annotation, cellular component: mitochondrial matrix. The coding region runs from base 1 to 3324 and encodes 1107 amino acids. The transcript is spliced from 2 exons. Gene Ontology annotation, biological process: protein catabolic process; mitochondrion organization; chaperone-mediated protein complex assembly. The record is from RefSeq and is a predicted model, not a curated record.